Molecule: messenger RNA, 495 nt
Organism: Vicia faba (fava bean)
Lineage: Eukaryota; Viridiplantae; Streptophyta; Magnoliopsida; Fabales; Fabaceae
Source: the annotation of a GenBank genome assembly
AUGAAACCUGAUACGAAUUGCAGUUGGCCGGGGAAGUGGAGUGUCGUUGACCGUCGUAGAAGCUCUAGUUUAGGACUCAACCCUUUAUUCCUUAUCUCUACUUUCUUUGAUUUUGCUAAUUUGGUCCAAAUCAGUUUCCUUUUGAAGUUGCUUUUCUUUCUGCAAAUUAAGAUGGUGAGAGGGAAGACAGAGAUGAAGCGUAUAGAGAACGCAACAAGUAGACAAGUAACAUUUUCAAAGAGAAGAAAUGGUUUGAUGAAGAAAGCUUUUGAGUUAUCAGUUUUGUGUGAUGCUGAAAUUGCUCUUAUUGUUUUCUCACCAAGAGGAAGACUUUAUGAAUUUGCAAGUUCAAGGCUUGUUAAGGAAGGAGAAAGAAAUGCAAGAGAUUUGGAUCAAGUGAAAUAUGUUAAAGAUGAAGAAGACAAAGUCUUGGUUCAAGAAAAGGAUACAAAGAAUAGGUGGAAGACAUAUAUCAACAAUUUAUUUAAUGAAUGA